Molecule: messenger RNA, 1668 nt
Organism: Prunus avium (sweet cherry)
Lineage: Eukaryota; Viridiplantae; Streptophyta; Magnoliopsida; Rosales; Rosaceae
Molecular function (GO): protein binding
Source: RefSeq, a predicted model, not a curated record
AUGAAAACUUUGCUGCAUUACUUGUUCCUCCUCUGCUUCAAUAUCCUCCUCCCUGCAGUUCACAGCCAGUGUAUUAAAGACCAGCAACAAUCGUUGCUCCAUUUGAAGAAAAGCCUUCAAUUUGAAUUUGAUCCAUCAUAUUCAACCCGGCUCAAAUCUUGGAAUUCAAGCACCAACUGUUGUUCUUGGGCUGGUGUUAAUUGCACUAGCAAUGGGCAUGUUGUUGGUCUUGACCUUAGCUUCGAAACUAUCUCCGAUCCAAUUCCAGGAUCCUUUGCCAACUUUCCAAACUUGAGGGAGUUGGACUUGAGAGGGAACGACAUCUCUUAUAUUCCAGGUUCCUUUGCCAACUUUUCAAACCUGAGGGUGUUGCACUUGAGCCGGAACAUGAUCUCCGAUGCAAUUCCAGGUUCCUUUGCCAACUUUCCAAACCUGAGGGAGUUGGACUUGAGCUGGAACAACAUCUCCGGUCCAAUUCCAGGAUCCUUUGCCAACUUUUCAAACCUGAGGGUGUUGGACUUGAGACGGAACUACAUCUCCAGUCUAAUUCCAGGUUCUUUUGCAACCUUUCCAAACCUGAGGGAGUUGGACUUAAGCUGGAACAGCAUCUCCAGUCCAACUCCAGGAUCCUUUGCCAACUUUUCAAACCUGAGGGUGUUGGACUUGAGGGCGAAUGACAUCUCCGGUCCAAUUCCAAGAUCUUUUGCCAACUUUCCAAACCUGAGGGAGUUGGACUUGAGUUACAACCCCAUCUUCGAUCCAAUUCCAGGAUUCUUUGCCAAUUUUUCAAAGUUGACUUCCUUGAGUCUUAGUGGUUGUCAGUUGAAUGGAACAUUUCCCACAGAGAUCUUUCAGGUACCUACUUUACAAACUAUUGACCUUUCGGGUAAUUUUAAACUUGGUGGUUUCUUGCCAGAAUUUCCCAAGAAUAAUGGAUCUCUUUGGUCGUUGAUUCUACGUGAGACAAACUUUUCAGGGUCACUACCUGAAUCAAUUGGCAACCUCAAAAUGUUGUCCACGAUAGAUCUUUUCAAAUGCAAUUUUACUGGAUCAAUCCCGUCGUCACUCUUUUCUCUUCCCUUAUUGUCACAACUAAACCUUUCCCACAAUCAAUUUUCUGGUGAACUUGCAUUUUCUAAUGUCUCUUCCAAAUUAGUUACCCUUGAUUUAAGCUUCAACAAUUUGGAAGGACAAAUAUCGGUGUCUAUAUUUAAUUUUCAAAGCCUUCAAUCACUUCGUCUUUCUUCUAACAAUUUCAGUGCCUUUCCGUUCAAUGGCCCUCAACAGCUGAAAUAUCUUACAAACAUCGAUCUUUCAAACAAUAGCUUGCUGAGUUUAUACAAUGGUACUGAUUCCUCAUAUUCCUCAUUUCCCCAAAUUGUUUCAUUGAAUUUGGCUGCUAACAAAUUAAGAACAAUCCCAUAUUUCUUGAGAAAUCAAUCCACAUUAUCAAGUGUGGACCUUUCAGAAAACCAUAUCCAGGGCAAGAUACCCCAUUGGAUUUGGAGUUCCAAUCAACUUGAUACCUUAAAUCUUUCUUGUAACUCCUUGGUUACUCUGGAACCUCCUUUAUACAAUUCUACAGUGCAAACUGUUGACCUUCAUUCAAAUCAACUUCAGGGACAAAUCCCCACUUUCCUACCUGUUUCCCUCUUUUCGGCCGGGUAG